CACACACACACACACACACACACACACACACCUGCAAACCCGAAGAGACCGCAGGGGCAGUGUUGAAGAGGGCCAGGACGACCCAAUUCCAUUCACCAACACACGAACACAUCCUGCUGGGCUCCUAAAAACGAGCUGUUCGGAUUUCCCCCCCGCUGCACUUCGGUCUUUCUGGAAAGCCCCCGAGGGGAGCGACUCGCGACGCUCAUCUCGUUUUCUUCUCACUCGAUCUUCCUGUCUUUCUUCCACGCCAGGGUUUCUCUUUGGGCUGUCCCGUUCAGAUCCGGAAGUCAUGCCGCUGUCAUGGCACAAGAUAUCACUCCCCGUUUCCUCGUGCCCAUGGCCACCUUACUUCACUCACCUUUCUCUCCUUCCGAUACACCCACCACCCCCUCACAGUUUCCUCUCCCACGUCUUGCGCCGCCCCCAAUGAUACCCCUCCCUGGCUGAUGCCAGGUUGGUUGGUUGAAUCCUUCGAAGGACGGCCCAACCACCAACAUGACCCACGAUUCUAGUCCGCUGGCCCUGUUGCUGCUAGCUUCUCCCUGUUCUCCUCGUUAGACUUGAGGUGGCUACCGUGGUUUCUAUCAAUGAAGUCUUCUUUUUGUCCUUUCGAGGGAGCGUCUUCGUCUGCGUUGUGCCCGCAUUCUCCCGCACUCGCUUCUCUCUCUCUCCCCUCUCUCUCCCCGGUUGCAACGACUGGAGUUACUUUCUCUACUGACGCCAAAUGUGACUUGCCUUGGCACCCAACAGGCAUCCCCUUAUUUGUCCCUUCCGUGUUAUGCUAUCUCUGUACAUCACUUUAAACGGUUACUGUCUAUCCAUGUUACCUUGCAAGCAGACCAUUCUGCCUCCAAACAUGGCCAGGCAGAAACAGGAUUUUGGAGCUGCGAUGAAUGAUAUAAACCUUUCCAGAAUCUGCCUUGAUCGAUGCAAGUGAUACAAGCGCGGUUCGUCUUGCUCCUCCCUUCGUUAUUAUUGACUCUUCAGACAACUCGACCCUGCUGGCGGCGAUCACAGCCCCUUCUACCCAUUGAGCUUUACCCACCCACGGCCUCUUAGCCUGCUCCCAUCUUCCGGAUACUGGCUUACCUUAACCUACCUUACCUUAUUUCCCCCCUGCCCUGCACCACUCGCCUUGUUCUACACGCACCCAUACGCUCCACAGCCUUACACACGCCUCCUUCCAACAGAACCCUUGCCAUCUCCCAGUUUGCUGCCUUGGCUUGGUCCCUCCCCAGACGUGAACAUAUUCUUUUAUAACCGUCUGCUUCCCCAUCUUACCUUCUGUCUUUCAGCCUUCUUUGACAAGGUUGCCAAUCAGAUACGCAAUCCUCUCGAUCUGGUCUUAUCCACACACUCCUCCCACUCACACAAAUCCACACUCCUCCCAACCGGGAAUCCUCCACCCCCCCUCCUCACCUUGCAGCUCCUCAUUGCGUUUUCCCCCAAACACCUUGUUGGUAUAUAAACCGAACUUCUGCGUCCAACAAAGCUCUAGGGGGAAUCGAUAAAGGAGCAGUAAACGGCCGUGGUCAACUCAGCCAUGGACCUUACACCACCAUCUCUAACAAGGUCGCCGACAUCUCCAACCCGCACAUAUUGCCCAUCAGAGCGCUCCUCAUUGGACUACCCAUCUCCGGAACUAGCAGCUCAACAGUACAAAAUCACCACCUUGUACGCCGCCGGCCCGUUGUGUUCUGCAGGGCUAACAACCGACGCCGACAUUUCUUUGCCGCCUUUGGACCCUCGAACAACCACAGAUUGGGUCGCGUCAAGCAUCAUGGCACCAUCUUCCUCGUCCUUUUCCAUACCGAAUGUCCUGUCAGAAUAUGACCAGUUUGCCGAAUACGACUCUCCUAUCCCAGCCUCGUACGGGUCUGAAGCGUACCCGCCGCCGCCCUCCCAUUCAUCCGGUCCGGCCCACCAUCCGCACUGUCUCACAGACUCCCCCGGACGCUCACCUGGACCGUCGUCCUCAAGGAGCUCUUUUUCCUACGCGCAGAGUGGCCAUGCGGCGGGUUCGUUGGGCCCAAGGAUCAAGAUGGAAAACACCAAUGACUAUGGAUCUGGAAUCGACACCUCGCACUACGCCUCUCCCCGUUCGGUGCAGGCGCCGUACAUGACGGAUUCGGGCCCGUACGGCGCCUCACAUCAACAUUAUCUGCCGGACACCCAAUCUCCGAGUUGGUCCAAGGUCGAAUAUGGUGCCGAGCAAUACUACCAGAACACGCCGGCAGUCGAGCCGGCCCCUCCCAGUCUAGAGGCCAGGCGUACGGAAGACUCAAAGCACAACCGCCCGAAGCGGGCGCCGCGGAAGAUGACGUCCUUUGCAGAUGCCCAGUACCAGUGUCAAGUCAAGGGAUGCGGCAAGCUCUUCAGCCGCAGCUACAACUAUAAGGCACAUUUGGAUACACACGAUGAGAAGCGGGAGUAUCCAUUCCCCUGUUCCGUGACCGACUGUAACAAGCGCUUUGUUCGUAAAACGGACCUCCAAAGACACAACCAGAGCGUCCACAUGAAGGAGAAGAAUCACAGGUGCGACUACUGCGGACGACUAUUUGCACGCAAAGACACACUUCGCAGGCAUAUGGAAGAUGGAUGCUCCAAACGUUUCGACGUUGGCACCUGCGACCUGCGCGUCGAUGGAUACGAAGGAAUGGGCGCGGCCAGCCGCAGCAUGGGCGCGCCAAUACAUCCGAUGGGAUCGAGCUCCGGCCCCCUCCCACCGAUUGCCAUGUCGAUGGGUAGCGGAAGCGGUUUGUUACAUCCCGAAUCAUCGACCAGCAGAGGCAGAGGCGUCGUGCCCGGCGCAAGCGAUGGCGCGCAUGGCGACAACUGGCAACGAUGAUGGGACACUUGGUUUGAGCCUAUGAGAAAGGCGACUGGUGGGCUUGUCUCACGUAUGUAAAUGUAUCACCAACUGGGAAGGCUUGGGAGGGUUCGGUUUGCAUGUACAUGAUCAUUUGCUGCGUAGAUACCUGGGGUACGGCGUUGAAACAUCGCGGGGGACGACGGAACAUUGCAAUGAUGGCCUGUGCUUGGCCGAGCUGUGAUUAGGACUAGGGAAUAUCGAUCCUGCAAGGCUGCGAAUGGCAGCCUUGUUGCAACGCGUCGCCGAAGAGAAGAUA
This is a messenger RNA of Colletotrichum destructivum, 3131 nucleotides long. RefSeq names its product Putative Zinc finger C2H2-type. NCBI's taxonomy places the organism in Eukaryota, Fungi, Ascomycota, Sordariomycetes, Glomerellales, Glomerellaceae. The record is from RefSeq and is a predicted model, not a curated record. Gene Ontology annotation, biological process: regulation of transcription by RNA polymerase II. The transcript is spliced from 2 exons. Gene Ontology annotation, molecular function: RNA polymerase II cis-regulatory region sequence-specific DNA binding; DNA-binding transcription factor activity, RNA polymerase II-specific. Bases 1547 to 2851 code for a protein of 434 amino acids.